AUGUCGAAGCGGCCAUAUGCAUCAGAUUUUCCGUCCGGUAGUCCUUCCCCCCCUAUCCGCAAAACUAUAGUGACAACUGAACCACAUCUCUGGAACCGGAAUAAUCAGAGUCUCCGAGCCCUAGAGCCACAGCAAGCUAGGGAAACUUCUGCAGCAGUAGUGGCAAAGAGGACGAUAACCCCAGACCAGUUAUGGCGGACUCCAAUAACUCGCUCCAUGGGGAUAAAUGCCAUCCUUAACCCUUCUCAUUCUUUGGCUAUGGACCCAUCUCCUCCACUGGGGAUUCGCGAUCUUCUGGAGCCCGCUCUUUAUUCGUCUUCUUCUCCUUCCACCAAUCCACCAGCCACUCCAUCCCCUAUGGGUUUAACUCCAUCAUCGGAUCCAUUCAUGUCACAACAUGGUCGCAGGAUGUAUUCACCAGUACCGCAACGCCAUAUACUCACGGCUAAAUCACCUGCAGUACGUUCUCAAAACAUUGGUUUCGGAUACCCUCCUGUUCGUGGUACCAUGCUUGUGGAGCAAACGCCCUUCGUUCCUCAGCCGUAUGGGGACUCGCUAGUACGAUCGUCCAUGGAUGCAUCCCAAUCAACGCGGCAUUUCAUGUCCAAACUAUCCAACCGUCCAACUACUUUCCCUGGCAAUUCGCGUCCAGUUGUCGCACCACAGAACACAACGUUAGAUAUGGCACAGACAGCAUACAGACCGCUUCUCCAGGCUUCGCAUCCUCCUUCACCAACCAAUUUGCUCCAGCAGCCGAUUUCAUCUCUUCCCCAGCAUAUAGGCGACCCGUUCACUGGUGAAGAAAGCUGGGGUAGAACACCGCAGAAUAGUGAUUCUUCCUACACAUUUGUAAGCGCACAUAGCAGAUUUUCUUCGAUAAGGGAUCCAUCAUCACAAUCGAUCAUUCCAAUUGAUUUUGAUUCUGGAUCUCGAGAAGCGGCGGAGAAACGAUUAAAAAAUUGUGCUGCUUCCAGGAGUUUUCGGAAAAGGAGGAAACUAAAUGAGAACGAGAUGAAACAUAAGUUGGAAAGACAGGAGGACAAGAUUAGACAUAUAACCGAGGCGAGGGAUUUCUACCGCGCGGAACGAGACUUUUUCAAAGCCUUGUAUGGCAGAGAUAUGGGAUUGGAUCGUAUACCCCGGCGACCGCAGUCUCCCGUCCCGGAAUCUGAAGGAGAGCAAGAAGUAGGACAAGUUCGGCGCCAACUAGAUUGCCGUUACCGUCAAUUUCCCUCCAAAGUCAAACCCAUUCCCAACGAGGACAACAGUCUCAGCUGCGUGGAUCUCCCAAGUGACUCGUCCACGUAUGCCAAAUCUGUUUCCGUCGACAUGUGUUCCUCCAGAGACCUCCCUACCACCUCUAUAUUCUCUAAGAAAACCGCACGGCAGGAGCUGGAGUCAUGGCCCGUAGGUAUACAAUUUACAGCAGAGUGCAUCCGUUUCGUGAAAAUCAGCGGCGACCGGUUCCCAAUCGUUCAUUACUAUGUAGCAGCGUUUUGA
Paracoccidioides lutzii Pb01 is the source of this 1500-nucleotide messenger RNA. RefSeq lists its product as hypothetical. The transcript has 2 exons. The record is from RefSeq and is a predicted model, not a curated record. Bases 1 to 1500 code for a protein of 499 amino acids.